GAGUCAACAGAGCGGAAAGCUGCUUGCUAUUUUCCGAUUGGGCGGUGGGGAGCUCCCUUAGGCAGGUUCGCCUGGUUGUUUGUGGUGGGAUUGGUGUGUGGGGCUGUUAAUCCGGACCCCUCCCCAGCGCGGUGCAGCCGGCAGAUGAUUGAGGAGUAUUACAGUGGGGUGUGACCGUGCCCUGGUUUCCAGUUUCUGGAUUGUCACGGUGGAGGGAACUUGCAGCCAUGAGAAGAACCGGAGGCUGUGGGAGUGAUGUUCAGUGGUGUUUUACUCAAGUGAAAGGUACCACGGACCUUGAUGUUUCCGAAGCUGAUAUAAUUUCUACUGUAGAGUUCAAUCACACAGGAGAACUGCUGGCUACUGGGGACAAGGGGGGUCGAGUCGUUAUAUUUCAGAGAGAACAAGAGACCAAAAACCAGCCUCACCGUCAAGGUGAGUACAAUGUUUACAGCACCUUCCAGAGUCAUGAGCCUGAGUUCGAUUACCUAAAAAGCCUGGAAAUUGAAGAAAAGAUUAAUAAGAUCCGGUGGCUGCCUCAACAGAAUGCAGCCCACUUCCUCCUCUCUACCAAUGAUAAAACAAUUAAAUUAUGGAAGGUCAGUGAAAGGGAUAAGAGGCCAGAAGGUUAUAACCUCAAAGAUGAAGAAGGUAGAAUGAAGGAUCUGUCCACAGUUACAGUGCUGCAGGUGCCAGUGCUGAAACCCAUGGAUUUGAUGGUGGAGGUGACUCCACGGAAGAUCUUUGCUAAUGCUCACACCUACCAUAUCAACUCCAUUUCUGUCAACAGUGACUGUGAGACAUAUAUGUCAGCCGACGACCUCAGGAUUAACCUCUGGCAUUUAGGAAUAACAGACAGGAGUUUCAAUAUUGUAGAUAUUAAACCUGUAGAUAUGGAAGAAUUAACGGAAGUGAUCACAGCUGCUGAAUUCCACCCCCACCAUUGUAACCUGUUGGUUUACAGCAGCAGCAAAGGAACAUUGCGACUCUGCGACAUGAGGGCAGCGGCACUAUGUGACAAGCAUGCCAAAUUGUUUGAGGAGCCAGAGGAUCCCAGUAACAGAUUCUUCUUCUCUGAGAUAACCUCUUCGGUGUCUGAUGUGAAGUUCAGUCACAGUGGCCGGUACAUGAUGACACGAGAUUACCUCACAGUUAAAGUCUGGGAUCUGAACAUGGAAACCAAGCCUAUAGAAACAUAUCAGAUUCACGAUUACCUCCGGAGUAAGCUUUGCUCUCUUUACGAGAAUGACUGCAUCUUUGACAAAUUUGAAUGUGCAUGGAAUGGCUCAGACAGGUCAGUAUUCCUGAAUUUUCACUUAAUUCUAGGCAUCACAAUGUGA
Molecule: messenger RNA, 1340 nt
Organism: Rhincodon typus (whale shark)
Lineage: Eukaryota; Metazoa; Chordata; Chondrichthyes; Orectolobiformes; Rhincodontidae
Product: serine/threonine-protein phosphatase 2A 55 kDa regulatory subunit B delta isoform-like
Exons: 9
Coding region: 228-1340 (370 amino acids)
Biological process (GO): peptidyl-serine dephosphorylation
Cellular component (GO): protein phosphatase type 2A complex; cytosol
Molecular function (GO): protein phosphatase regulator activity; protein binding
Source: RefSeq, a predicted model, not a curated record